Molecule: messenger RNA, 2466 nt
Organism: Linnemannia hyalina
Lineage: Eukaryota; Fungi; Mortierellomycota; Mortierellomycetes; Mortierellales; Mortierellaceae
Source: the annotation of a GenBank genome assembly
AUGAGAAAGUCAUUCCUUUUGCUCAGCAUCAUCGCUGCCAUCUCCGUCGUUGCUGCCGAGGACCCCGCUGCCCAGGCUGCCUUCAACCAGCCCGGCGAGAAGGUCGCUCUCCCCGACAACUUUGCCUUUGAUAGCCAGCAGCCUCAGAUCAUCCAAGGCGAGAAGUACCAAUUCCAGACGGAAGUGUCGCGUUUGAUGAACAUUGUUAUCAACUCGCUGUACAAGACACCCGAGAUCUUCUUGCGCGAGCUCAUCUCCAACGGUUCUGACGCCCUCGACAAGAUCCGCUUCCAAUCCCUCACAAACUCGUCUGCACUCGAGUCCAACCCAAACCUCAACGUCACCAUCGCCGUCCACAAGGACAAGCGCAUCAUCACCAUCACCGAUACCGGUAUCGGUAUGACCAAAGAGGAUCUCCAAAAGAACCUCGGCACCAUCGCUAAGUCGGGCACGUCAGAGUUCUUGGACACUCUUUCAGGAGACAAGGCGGACAUGGACUUGAUCGGAAAGUUUGGUGUUGGUUUCUACUCGGUAUUCUUGGUCGCUGACAAGGUGCGCGUCACCAGUAAGAACAACAACGACGACCAGUACAUCUGGGAGUCGACCGCUGUCGACGAUUUCACCAUCGCCAAGGACCCCGCCGGUAACACCCUCGGCCGUGGUACCCAGAUCGCCAUCCACCUCAAGGAGGAUCAGGACCAGUACCUCGACGACGCCAAGAUCCAGCAGCUCGUCGCAAAGUACUCCGAGUUCAUCAACUUCCCCAUCUACCUCCGCCGCACAAAGACAAAGACCGUCGAGGCUGAGACACCCAAGGAAGUCGACACCGACGACUCGGAGGAGCCCAAGGUCGAGGAUGCCAAGGAAGAGACCCCCGCUGCCCCCGUCACCGUCACCUAUCAGGAAGACGACCUCAUGAACUCCAACAAGCCCAUCUGGAUCCGCGACCCCAAGUCUGUCACUGAAACUGAAUACCAGGAGUUCUAUUCUGUCCUCACUCGCGAACCUGAGGCAAAGUCGAUGGCCUAUAGCCACUUCAAGGCCGAGGGUGAUGUCGAGUUCAAGGCCAUCAUGUACAUCCCCAACAAGGCCCCCAAGGACCUCUUCCAGCGUGUCGACAACGUCCACACCAACGUCAAGCUCUAUGUCAAGCGGGUCUUUAUUACCGACGACUCUGCCGAUUUCCUGCCCCGUUGGCUCGGAUUCCUGAAGGUCGUUGUCGAUGCCGAGGAUGCCCCCCUGAACGUCUCCCGUGAGACUGUCCAGUCAAACAAGAGCAUCAAGUCGAUCCACAAGCACUUGGUCAAGAAGAUGUUUGAUCUCCUCAAGACCCUUUCCGCCGACGAGGAAAAGUACGCCGGUUUCAUCAAGGAGUACGGUACCAGCCUCAAGCUCGGAGCCCUCGAGGACAAGGCCCACAUCAAGAAGAUCGGCCGUCUCUUGCGUUACCACUCCUCCAACUCUGAAAAGUACACCUCCUUGGAGUCGUAUGUCUCUCGCAUGAAGAAGGGCCAGAAGGAUAUCUUCUACUUUACAGGCGCCAAUGUUGACGAGAUCAAGCAGUCGCCCUUUGUCGAGUCGCUCUUGGCCCGUGGAUACGAGGUCCUCUACAUGGACGACCCCAUUGACGAGAUUGUCCUCCAGCACAUGGGUAACUUUGAGGGCAAGUCCUUCCAGAACGUCGCCAAGUCGUCCUUGAAGCUCGGAGACGAGGAUACCGACGCCGAGUCAGAGAAGGCUCUCGAGGAAAAGUUCUUGCCCUUGCUCGACUGGAUGCACGCUACCCUUUUGAACGACGUUGAGAAAGUCCGUGUCUCGAAGCGUCUGACCACCUCCCCUGCCGCCUUGGUCGCCAGUGAUUUCGGAUGGACUGCCAACAUGGAGCGUUUGAUGGAGGGCCAGGCCAAGCAGAACAAGGAUGCCAACAUGCACCAGUUCAUGAAGAGCCAGAAGAAAAUUCUCGAGAUCAACCCCGGCCACCCCUUGAUCGUUGGAAUGUUGGAGCGCGCCAGCAAGGACCCCACGGCAUUCGAAAACGACAAGCACUUUCAGGAGAUGGCCAAGGUCCUGUACGACAUUACGCUGGUACGUAGUGGAUACACCUUGAAGGAGGGCGUCAAGGCCUUUGCCGGACGUGUCGAGAACAUGUUGCGUGUCAACUUGGGCGUUGACGAGGCCGCCGAGGCCACCUUUGAGGUCCCUCAGGCCGAGGACCGUGAGCAGGAAGAGAUUGAGGCUGAGAUUGAAAAGAGAGGCGAUAUCCUCAAGGCCGAUGAUGUUGAGCCCGGCUCGAUGACCCCUGAGGAACUCAACCGGAUGAUGAAGGAGUUUACUGAGAGCACCAACCCACCCCAGGCUGGACCCGGCGGCAAAAAGGUUGAGGUCAACGUCGACGAUAUCGUUGCCGAGGCUGAGCAGGAGCUCGAUAGCGACGAGCCUAAGGAGGCUGCCCACGACGAACUGUAA